This is a messenger RNA of Linum tenue, 1291 nucleotides long. NCBI's taxonomy places the organism in Eukaryota, Viridiplantae, Streptophyta, Magnoliopsida, Malpighiales, Linaceae. The record is from the annotation of a GenBank genome assembly.
UUGUCUUCCCUUUUUUCCCCCCUUUCCUCUCAGGCUGGGAGCAUGGAGAUAGACCCUCCUUUCCGCGAGGCCUACAAGGACCUCCUCAUCGACAAGAAGAAGCAGAUGAAGAAUCCAUCUGCUCCUGCUCCUCCUCCUCCUCCUCUUCCUCCUGACACGGCUGCCAACACAGUCGCGUCAGACAUCAUCGAGGAAUGCGAGCUCCCUCUCAUCGACCUCCAGCCACUGGUGACCGGAGGUCCACUGGAGAGGGAGCAGUGCAAGAACCAGAUGGCGAGAGCCUCCAGAGAAUGGGGGUUCUUCCAGGUGGUGAACCACGGCGUCUCGAGGGAGAUUCUGGACAGGAUGAGGAAGGAGCAGAUGAAGGUGUUCAAGCAGCCGUUCGAGAGGAAGAAGGAGGAGGACAAGUUCUCGGCGGGGACUUACCGGUGGGGAACGCCGACGGCGACAUGUCUCAGGCAGCUGGCUUGGUCGGAGGCUUUCCAUAUUCCCAUGACCGACAUCUCCAGCUCGUUCGACGACGUGGGCGGCGGUUCAUUCAAUAGCCUCAGCUCGGCGAUUGAGCAAUUUGCGACGACGGUGGCGGACUUGGCCCAGAAGCUGGCCGAAACCUUGGCCGAGAACUUGGGCAGGAAAUCGAGCUUCUUCGAAGAGAACUGCGUGCCAAGCUCCUGUUACCUUCGGAUGAACAGGUACCCGCCUUGUCCUUUCCCGGCGGAAGUUUUCGGGCUGGUGCCACACACCGACAGCGACUUCCUCACGAUAUUGCACCAAGACCAAGUCGGCGGCCUCCAGCUGGUCAAAGACGGCAGGUGGUUCGCCGUCAAACCCAAUCCUCAAGCACUCAUCAUCAACAUCGGCGACCUGUUCCAGGCAUGGAGCAAUGGCGCGUACAAGAGCGUGGAGCAUCGCGUGGUGACGAACCCGCGCGUCGAGAGAUUCUCCACGGCGUACUUCUUCUGUCCGUCGUACGAUACCGAAAUCGAGAGCGGGUGUGAGCCGUCGAUCUACAGGAGGUUCAGCUUCAAAGAGUAUAGACAACAGGUCCAGGAAGAUGUUCAGAAAUUAGGGUAUAAAGUAGGGCUUCCGAGAUUCGCGGUAAACGCUAUUUAAUGAUUAAGGAAAGUAGAUAUCAUAUUUAUUCAAUUUUAGGGAUUUGCCCAUUUGUUUUGAUAAUAUAUAUAGCUAGCUAGGGAGAUUGAGCGUGAGAGGGUGGGGAAAAAAAUAAAGAAAAAAAGAAAAUGUUGUUUAUUUAUAUUCUUAUAUUGUUUGGAGAAAGUAUAUAUAUAAG